Molecule: messenger RNA, 2256 nt
Organism: Coccinella septempunctata (seven-spotted ladybird)
Lineage: Eukaryota; Metazoa; Arthropoda; Insecta; Coleoptera; Coccinellidae
Exons: 2
Coding region: 37-2124 (695 amino acids)
Source: RefSeq, a predicted model, not a curated record
GAAGGGUAUUUCGACUUUGAUGGCCUUUGUCAGUUUAUGGAGCAAAGAAAUUUACCUAAAGUUUUGUGGAUUAGUGAGGACGCAACUAGAGUAACCAGUAAAAUUGAGUAUGAUCCGAGGACUAAUAAGUUAGUUGGAUUCACGAUGCCAUUAGUCGAUGGAAUACCGGCAAGAGACACGUUUUUAGCAACAUCUGCAAAAGCAAUUCAGGACCACUUUGAAAACGCUAUAAGAUCAAAUUAUGCCUAUGUAAUUAUGGCCCAGCCUAUAUCACAAAAUGCGCCAGGUUAUUGUCUUGCAAUCUUCGGCACAGAUAACAGAUUCACAGCCGCCGAUGUUACGAAAAGGUGGCAACAUAUCAAAUUAAAUUUGAAGGAGCGAGGUGCUACUGUAUUGGGUUUUGGAUCUGAUGGAGAUACACGUCUUCUGAAGGCAAUGAGGCAAGGCGCUCAAUUGUCUUCUACUAAAGAUUCAUCACGACCAGAAUGGAGAUGGUUUAAAGCAAAUUACUCUACAGAAGACUGCGCUUCUUAUGUUCAAGAUACGGUACAUAUAGCCACCAAGUUACGUACUAGAUUGCUUAAUGAAAAAAUCAAGUUAAGGUUUGGUGAUUUUUAUGCAACUGCUAAACAACUGGAACAACUGAUCGCAGAGCACUCCAAGGACAAACACUUGUUAACAAAAUCUGAUUUAAAAUUAGAAGACAAGAUGAAUUUUAAAGCCGCAGAGAAAUUAUGUUCAAAUCACGUUAUUGAUUUGAUAGAGAGGGAUCCACAGAAUAAAGGCAUCGUUGCUUAUUUAAAAUUGAUGCGUUUAGUUAUUGAUUCGUUUUUAGAUCCCAAAAUAGAUGUAACGCAUCGAAUUUAUUCAAUGUGGUAUUGCGUUUUCUUUCUUAGAAUUUGGCGUCAGUGGCUUACAAUAAACAAAUACAAAAUCGGAGAGCAUUUCAUUUCAUCAAACUGCUAUACUUGCAUAGAGUUGAAUGCACACUCAUUAAUUAAUAUUGUCGUAAACAUUCGUGAAAAUCCAUCUCUAUCAAGCGACAUGUUUCUACCUGUACUUUUUGGAAGCCAGAAAUGUGAACAGACGUUUAGGACUAUGAGAUCCAUGACCUCCACGUAUUCGACGGUGAUUAACUUUAAUGUUAAAGAUAUUUUGAGGCGUUUAGAGAGAAUUAAGACAGUAAAUAAUAUUAUACACGAUCUGAACAAUGUCAUUUCAUUUCCAAGGGAACAAAAACGGCAAGAGAAAAUGAAUAUUGACACGAAUUCGCUGGUGUUUACAGAUUUAAAACACUAUACGGAUACUAUGAUAGCCGACGCAGUCGAGCGUGCACGACAAGAUGCUCUAGCGCAUACGCGAGAACUUGGCAUGUUUGUAGAAGAAAACACCAUGUAUAAUGCUACAAUUCCACCAUUAAAAGACCUUGUAAAAGAUGAAAGCGAGGAUAAAAGUCUAGAAGAUGAAGAGGAUAUACAGAUCGACGACAACAUGAUCGACAACAGUGAUAGUUCAUACCGAGGUUCACCAAAUGUUUCACCAAAUCAGCUUCAACCGAGGCUUCAACAUUUCACUUCUCUACCAAUUGAAAAUGAAGAAAUUAACGGCGAUGACUUGAACAAUCCAAAUAGUCAUUUGUUCAAGGAUUUGUGCAACAUAUCGAGUGUCGGAGUUAUGGAUAACUUAAUUCUGAGAAGUUAUGAUCAGAAAUUAAUGGAUGACAAAAUUGAAGAUGGUCCAUAUGUCCGAGUCACUGUUGGAAAUAAAUCGAAAAUUAUCAGAAAAUCUUCGCUCUGUUGGUUGCUAGAGGAAACUAAAAAUAGGGUUAGUACAGACAGACUACAACGUUUUGUUGUAAAAAGUACAGAAAGACCUCAAAGGGCACUAGAAGUAGGUCGCAAAAAGUUGAAUUCAUUAAAAUCCAAAGGAACAUACAUAAAGAGAAGCUCGAAGAGAGGUAAGAGAGAGAACUCUGGAGAUAUCUCAGAUAGUUCUGAAGAUGAUACCAUCAUAAAAUAUGACGACAGUCCAAGUACAGAAACGUUCUCUGAAAAUGACUCUGAAGCUGGUAUUGGAAUUAACUUUAAUGAAGGCGAAUAUCAAGACAAUUUUCUUAGAGAAUAAUAAAUAUUAUGCCGUAUAUUAUGACGAAGGAUGGUUUAUUGGAAAACUUCUGAGGCAUAUUGAUGGUACUGCCGAUAAUCCAAUAGUCGAAAUCACAUUUUUAAAACAGAAUAAAAGAAAGAAAUGUGAAUU